This is a messenger RNA of Lodderomyces parapsilosis, 1785 nucleotides long. RefSeq names its product bifunctional triglyceride lipase/lysophosphatidylethanolamine acyltransferase. Bases 1 to 1785 code for a protein of 594 amino acids. Gene Ontology annotation, molecular function: triacylglycerol lipase activity. The transcript has a single exon. The record is from RefSeq and is a predicted model, not a curated record. Lineage: Eukaryota; Fungi; Ascomycota; Pichiomycetes; Serinales; Debaryomycetaceae. Gene Ontology annotation, biological process: lipid metabolic process.
AUGAUAAAGUAUUUGAUUGACAAUACUGUCUUACCACCCGUGGCAUUUAUCUUAAACAAUACCCCCAGUGUCAUAUGCGCCAUUAUUGAAUUUUUUCUUGACAUUUGUUUCUUCUGGGUUAAGCAUUUAUAUCACAUUUACAACCGAAGAGACCCGUUAAAAGAGCAUAUAAAACAACUACAAAAUGCAUCAAACUAUAAUGAGUGGAGACUGACGGCUUUCGAGAUUGACCGGCUCACAAAUAUGGACUUAUGGAGACAGAAUUUCAUCAGUAAACAUUACGAUUAUGUGUUGAUUGACGAAAGAAUUAAAUCGUUGGCUGAAGCUAGAGAAAACAAUGAUUCGCAAAAGAUCAUGUCCUUACUCAGAUCAGGUCUUAUUAGAAAUUUUGGUGGUAUUGCUCAAAAGCGACUAUAUUUGAAAUCGUAUAUGGGCACCAAGUUUAAGAUUGAGGAGUACAUAAAUGAAAUCCUUCAUUGCUUGGAAUUCUUAAAUAAAAGCUUGAGUAGUUCCAAUGGGAAUGAAUACGUGAUGAAUAGUAAGCAGCUUAAGCUAGACUUUUUCCACGAUACACGACAAAGUUUUGGAUCCACGGCGUUGUUAUUGCAAGGUGGAUCUUUAUUCGGAUUAUGUCACUUGGGCGUUGUUAAAGCGUUGUAUUUCAAACGACUUUUACCUAGGGUAAUUGGCGGUAGUGCAGUAGGUGCUGCAGUAGCUUCAUUAGUGUGCACGUCCACCGAUGACGAAUUAAUUCCCAUCUUGGUCAAUAUUGAGGAAAUGAUGAAAAACAUUGAUAUUCUUAAUCAUGAGAUUGAUGAGAGAUUUGGAAAUGUUAUCGAAAAUGUGGUUCGCAAGGGCUAUAGUCAAGAUAUUUUGCUUUUUCUCAAGUUUGUCAGAGACACCAUAGGUGACUUGACGUUUGAAGAGGCAUACAUCAAAACUGGGAAGAUCUUGAAUAUUGUGAUUCAUCAUACAAAUAGAAGCGUCCCUUCUUUACUUAACUACAUAACAGCUCCAAAUGUUAUCAUCUGGACAGCAAUUUACGCGUCAAUUGGAACCGGUGUCUUGUCUGACGAUAUUGCUCUCUACGUCAAAGAUUACAAUAACGAAAUUGUUUUGCAAACACCAGAUUUGGAUGUCAAGUUCUUGAAACCGCAAGAGGUGACUUAUCACACAUCCUAUUUCAAAAAUAAUGUCACUACAGACAUUUCUCAGCAUCAUUCACCAUUCACAAAAUUGACCGAGUUGUUUAAUGUAAAUCAUUUCGUCAUCAGUUUGGCAAAACCAUAUCUCGCACCUUUGAUCAGCAAUGACUUGAAACAUUAUCAUGCAUCAUAUGGCAAAGUCAGAUACGACAAAAAGAAAAGAACUUAUGACGGUAGUGAGAUGAGCAAGAGAGACAUUGAGAAGUUUGCUAAAGAUAGUGGCUUUAAUUUCAAAAAGAAGUUGAAAACAAUCAUUGGUAUGGAGAUUUUGCAUCGUAUAAUUGUCCUUAACAAAUUAGGCUUAUUGACUGAGGUUAUGAAGCGUUUAUUUAUCGACGAAAAACCAACUGCCAUGCAAUAUGCCGCAUCCAUCAGAGAAGUCACCAUCGUUCCUGAAGUCAGGUACUUGGUAAAGGAUCUUGGCAGAGUCUUUGAUAUUCAUCGUACAAAGGAGAAUAUACCAUAUUGGAUUUUAGUUGGUGAACGUUCAGUGUGGCCCCUCUUCCCAUUGUUGUGGACUAGGUGUGCUAUUGAGUUUGCAUUAGAUGAUCUAUAUAACUUGCAUAGGAAGCGCAGCUAG